Gloeophyllum trabeum ATCC 11539 is the source of this 659-nucleotide messenger RNA. RefSeq lists its product as uncharacterized. The transcript has a single exon. The record is from RefSeq and is a predicted model, not a curated record. The annotation marks the transcript as partial. NCBI's taxonomy places the organism in Eukaryota, Fungi, Basidiomycota, Agaricomycetes, Gloeophyllales, Gloeophyllaceae.
CCACAGCUGAUGAGCGCGGCCUCGCUUGGAUACCAGCAACAAAUGACCUCAUUGAAGGAGCCCUUGGCUCUCUCCGUGUACAUCUCAGGGACAAGUCUAGGACAUCCUUGCAUGUUCUCAAUUCACGUGCAAUGUACAAGCACAACGAUACUGAGCUAUUCAUGGAUCUCAUGUUCCUGGACGAAGAUCACACAUUUAUAAUGAAGGAAGCACGGAAGAAGAUUGACUCAAGUAAAUUGGAAGCUAAAUGGUGCCAAGCUCAGGUUGAACACGAGAAGGAGCUCAAGCAUAUCAAGAAGCAGAAAGCGGCAGAGAAGUGCCGUAAAUUGGAGGAGAAGAAAGCACACCUUGCAAGCGUUGUUUUGGUAUUCGGUGAUGAAGCAGUCCUCAGCAAGCUCAGCAUCAAACAGCUCGAUGAGCAGAUCGAGGUCUAUUGCAAAUGCGACAAGCUGGUACCAAAGAAGUCACAUGCAAAAAAUAAAUCAGAGAAGAUCAGUGCCAUGAAAAAGGCACUCGACAGCUAUCUGAUCUGCUUCCCACAGUCGAAGGGGUUGUGGUUGGAGGACAAUAGUAUUUCUGUGCUGGACUCGGAUGAGGAAGGUGAGGUUGAAGACUUGCCAGGGGAUGCGGCGGAGACAGAUUCCGAGGAGGAUGAAUAA